This is a messenger RNA of Silurus meridionalis, 2895 nucleotides long. RefSeq lists its product as uncharacterized. Gene Ontology annotation, molecular function: protein binding. The coding region runs from base 377 to 2404 and encodes 675 amino acids. The record is from RefSeq and is a predicted model, not a curated record. The transcript has 7 exons. NCBI's taxonomy places the organism in Eukaryota, Metazoa, Chordata, Actinopteri, Siluriformes, Siluridae.
CGCAAGAGCGUAAGGAAGCAGGAAGAGUAAACGUAAAACGGGUAGGAAAAUAAUCCCGGCAUGGCGGACCAGGGAAAGCGUUAAAACAGAGAAACUAGCAGGGGGAAUAAUGUGGCCGAAAGCGAUGGAUUUCCUGAAGCCAACAGUGGACAGACACUGAGAUGUGUCAGGAUCCACGGGAACGCCUGUGGAUGUCCAUAGUGGCGUGAGGAGCGGUUUGAUCCGGGGCUCAGGGACGCAGGAUGGCGUCUGGGAGGGGAGCCGACCAACGCGUGUGACUCUCCUUAAUCUCCACUGGAGUUUAUCACUGGAGACUCGGAGACGAUUCACUCAUACACACACUCACACACACACACACACACGCUUACAGGGCAAGAUGAAUACGGUUAAAUGUGGGACAGUGACGUGGAGGCCGCAGCCGUGGCAGGACGCUGACAGCGGCGGUGGCGAGCCCCUCUCGGACAGCGACUCUGAGGAGGAGGACUUUCCAGACGACACAACCACUCCGCUGGGCGAGUACAUUACUCAGGGUUUAAAGCAACUUCUUGAUGCUCAGCAGUUGUGUGAUGUCACUCUUUUAGUAGAAGGAAAGAAGUUCAUGUGCCACAGAGUUCUCUUGGCUGCUGUCAGUCCAUAUUUCCGUGCCAUGUUUACCAGCCCCUUGGUAGAAUCUCGUCUGACCGAGAUCCGUCUGGAGGAGGUGACUCCUUCAGUCAUGGAGACGGUUAUCCAGUUCGUCUACACAGGAGAAGCAGGGCUCAGUCUUGACACAGCAGAGGACUUGUUUGUGGCGGCCAAUCGUCUUCAAGUCAUGCCCUUGCAGAAUCUUUGUUCCAGGUUCCUCUUUGAACACCUUUCUGUGGAAAAUUGUUUGGGUAUGUACUCUCUGGCACGCUCACACCAUGACCAGCUUUUGCUCAGAGCCUCUUUGCGGCUGGUGGCUCAGCACUUCCCUCGCGUGGCACGCCAGCGGGACUUUCUCUUGCUGGACCCGGGUACCCUGGGAAGCCUCCUGGAGUCGGACCGGCUUGGCGUGGAAUCCGAGAAGGAGGUGUACAAUGCGGCACGGCGCUGGGCUGAGCACCGGCCCGCUGAACGUUACGUCCACAUGCCUGCACUGCUUCGUCACUUGCGCCCGGGUCUCCUGGCUCCUGAGGAGAGCAGGCGGCUGAGCAAAGAGCUUGGCCCGAGGGCGGGCACUGAGGGUAUGGGAGGUCCUCUAAGGCCCCGGGAAGGCAUGCUGGAGAAAAAGAUUGUUUGUGUGGACCUUAAGCCCAGAGAGGACGAGGCUUUACGAGAGUGUGACUACACGGUGGAUUGUUUUGACCCACGCACAGGCAAGUGGGAGAAACUUUCAGCCCUGGGCUCUUUGCUGUGCCCUGGGUGCACAGCCGUUGGUGGCCGGCUCUUUGUAGCCGGUGGCAUUUUACGAACAGGCCAGGUUUCUUCGUCAAUGCACGAGUACGACGUAGUGCUGGACCGCUGGAUAUCUCGGCCAUCCAUGGAGCAGCCACGUGCCAUGUUCGGCUUCCUGGGCUCAGGGAAUUUUCUUUAUGCCCUGGGUGGCUGCAAUCGAUCAGCUCUUCUUGAUACAUGUGAAACUUUCGACCUUACCACGCUAACGUGGGCACCGGGUCCACGUUUGCCAUUGCCGCUUCGCUCUUUUGCCUGUGCCACACUAAGAAGCCGACUGUACUUGCUCGGAGGCGCCACGCUAGAGCAGAACCGGGCCAUGGUUCACGCCGGUGUGCUCAUCUAUCACACAGGUACAAGGACCUGGAAUCGCAUCGGCCUCGAUUCCGGUGCCACCUGCCUUGCUGGAGGAGUAGCGGUACGUGGAGGAGUGUGCGCCGUGGGCGGGUACAUGCGUGACGCAGCGAAAUUUCUGGACGGCAAUUACACCCAUUUGGAACCACUUGAUGCCACAGGGCGAGUUUUGUUUUUCCGAGAAGGGAGGGCGGCGGGGACUGACCGGGACGCCGUGGUCGGAGUCGAGAGAAUGGGAGGUGGAGGUAGUGACCGCGCUCCCAGUCCGGUUGUUUUUCCAGGUCUGCCACGGCGCAUAGCCGCUGCAGGCGUUGCUAGGUGGAAGCGUAGGAUUUAUGUGUUAGGUGGUGAGAAUGGCUCAAGGUUUUAUGACAGUGUGUACUGUUGGAAACCCGGCUGGCGGAGCUGGGUCCAGAGACGCGAGAAACUACCAGGAGAUACGGGUGGAGUGAGCCAGUUUGGGUGCACCACUUUAAAGUUCCCCAAAAAACACAUCCUAGCACGUAUUAGAACAGCCCUGGAGAAACAAGGCAAAGAAAAGAGACGGAAACGAAAGACAGACACCGUGGAAAGAGACCGACAAACCAGAAGGGCAAAUAAGUAUCAGGAGCACGACCAAGGACCAUUUCGUCUCUAAAUCUACCACCUUUACUAAUAUACGUCAGUUCAUCACGUUGUCAUCAGUUCCAGUCUAUACAGUGUACAGCACUACAGGAUUCUCAAUAUUUACAGAAAGCAUCACACGGCCCUGAGGAAAGCGUAAUCCCCGCUCUGUACCUUGCAGUAAAUCUUCUCCUUAUUGUUCAUUCAUUGAUGAAUUGUCGCAUACAAAAUUCCCUUCCAAAAGUAUUGGAAACGGAAAACUGGACAUUCUUUUGCUUAUGGUGUAUUUUUAGAUCUAGUGAUGUUAAGCGAAUUAAAACUAAACAUUAAUUGAACAACAAUGAGAAACACUAUAUUGCCAAAAGUAUUGGGUCACCUAGUCAUGGGUACGGUAUGUGAUUAUUAAGUGUUGCAUUCCACAUUUAGUCCCAAUUAGCUCAUAAUUCCCUCCACUCUUCUGGGAAGAUGUUUAAGAAAGGCAGGUACUGAUGUAGAUGAGGAGACCUGGGGUGCAGUCAGCGUUCA